CACUUUACAAGUCUGGCACCACUGACUGAAGGGCCUUUCAGAUUUGGGAAAAUUAACAAUUCUUGAAAAUUUCUGUAAACUUUCAAAUCUAACCGAGUCUUGUUGCGCUUUUUCAAUUAAUAUAAAUGUGCAAUUUUUGAGUCUUCUAUGAGGCAAGGCAUAGCUUAAAGUAGAAAGCCAGUUAAUGUGCAAUAAGUGCAGGCAGUGACAGGGACAACGACAAGAAAAGUAACGUAGCGGCAACAACAAUAAAAGAAUUGCGCAAAACAAAAACAAAAACAAAUUAUGGCAAAAGAAAACGAUGAGGUGCAACAUAACAACAACAAUAGUUGUAGUAGUAGCAACAGCAACAACAACGGUGUGGAUUCACUUAACGCAUCUGUGGGUGUGACGUCGACAUCGAAUGCAACAGAAAUACCCACAGCGGUGUCAUAUUGUGAUGCCGAUGUGCUAGUGGGUGACAUAGCCAGAACCGGUGACAAGAGCAAGGUCACAAGUGCAGGUGGUGGCGACUGUGCCGGUACAAGUUCGAGAAGUAAUCACUUUGGGGCGUCUACGUCAAGUUUUAUGCGUGGCAAACUCAAUGACCUGGUUGCGGACCUUUGUAUAAAUGGCCCAAUAGAUGGUAGUGGCAAUAAUGGUGGUUAUGGUGAUUACACAAACGGUCGUUCAAAUAACAGUGCACCAGUUGAUGCCACAAUGCAACAAACAAAUGUCAGUUCUACUUGGGAACCUGUAAGCAGCAGCGUCACUAGCCAGCAUGUACCACAACCACACGCAGCGCCAACACAAAAUGCAUCUUCAUUUUCUUUUAAACAUUUCUUAAGUAGCGGCCCGCCUAUAACGGCGCCAUCCAGCACUGUAACAGUCACAUCAUUGGACUCAUCGGCGUGCAGUAGCACGAAUGGUCCACAAAAUAAUAAUGCGAGAUUAGCGUCCAGCAGUGGUGCGUCAAUGCAGACGUCAACUGGCGCACGGCCAAAAGUUCCUCAGUCAGCUUCGCUUUCCAGCACAUCAAUAUCAUCGCUUAUGACUGGCGGUUUGUCGGCCACAAAUAGUGCAGGCCAACCAGAUAGCGGCAAUUCGUUUGGCACGUCAGCCACAAAAAUGAAACGAUCGCCACGAUUCUCUUCAUUCGAUUCGCAAGCAAGUCUGGCAGAAUAUGUGACUGGCGGUGCGGAUGAGCAAUUAGAGGGGGUCAGCAGCACUGGACCGAGUGGUGUACGCAGUGCAGGUGUUGGAGCGAACGCGAACUCUGGUUUCCGGCUUUAUCCAGAUAGUGGUGAUAUUUUCUCGACACCGUCGCGCAGCAGUCGUGGCAUGGGUGAUGGCGGUGCGGGUACAAACAACUCGUUAAAUAAUACGAGUGAAUACGAUCGGCAUCAGUAUGUGCCACGCUCCUAUUCAAACUAUGAAAUGCCCAUGUCAUCCGCAACAGCAUCGCCGAGACGUCGCACAGGAGCACCAAACGUUAGCGUUAGCGGCGGCGGCGGCAUGAGGGAAGCGCGUCCCACACGUCUUGCCUUAAACACAAAUUCGUCCAAACCGAAAGGGAAUUUGCCACUCAGUGACAUGAAUAACGGCGCAUGUGGCGGUGCUGCUGUGGCGGCCGCACCACCAGUCACCCGUCCACUGCCCAGCAAUGCCGGUGAAUUUCCCGCCGCCGUUUUGCCCGACUUCGUGCAAGAUCACUGGCUCGACUCGUGGUAUGCACACGAUAUGCAUCUGAAUUCGCCGCCCAAUUCGCCGAUACGUGAUUUCAGUGAUGUCGAUGUGGCGGGCGGUGCAAUUGGUGGUGGCGCCGGCGGUGGUGUCAACAAUAGCAAUGUGUGCGAUGUCGCUGGUGGUAAUGGUGUGAGCGUAGGCAUAGGCAUACCUGGACCAUCGCCCUCGUAUGGUGGUGGGGGAGGCGGUGCAACUGCCGAGUCCACGGCUAGUAAUGCGAAAAUGCUGCCAGAUUUCCUCUCUGACGGCCCAAUAAUACACUCUUCACAGCGGUUGGCCGACGUGGCUGUCGGUUUGCCAUCCAAUUCCAUAGGCUCGCCCGAUGAUCCGCCGAUCUCGUCACAAUUAUCGCGGCUGCGUAUUGAGAACGAUCGCUUGCAGCGCGAAUUAAAUGACGCGCGCAUUGCGCUCAACGAGCAGACGCGGCGUGCUAACGACUUGGAGCGACAAUUGCAGGCAAGUGAACUGCAACAGCAGCAGCAACAACAACAAAACCAACAGCAACACAGAAUUGAGGAGCUGCAAACGCCUGAGCGUGCUGAAGGCGCAGCGGAACGAAGUAAACGCACGAGUACGCCCACAGCAGCAACGGGCGCAACGUCACAAAAUUAUGUCGUCAAGCUAAAGCAGCAGGUGGCAAAGCUAACGUCUGAAUUGGAGACGUUGCGUCACGAAAAUGAGACGCUGCGCGAGGAGGGUGCCGUAGGCGGCUUCAAUGUACCAUACUGUGAUCGUGCGCGUCCAUUUGUUGCGGACGUGAGUGGCGGCGGUGGUGGUGGCAGUGGCGCCAGUGUAGGUGCUGCUGCUGGAGCGGCCGCUGCGGGUGUGCGUGGUGGCACUGUUGGCCGACCGUCCAGAACACAACAAUUUUCGCGUGACUUGCUGAGGGCAGCAUCAAAUGCGGAGAAUAACCUGAGGCAACUACUCGCCGGUGUGGAUAAUUUACGUCAAAUGGCUGCUGACAUUGAGAAUUCUGAAGUGCGUGUGGGGGGCUACGAUGUCAGUCCCGAUCUAUUUUCAGACUUCUUAGACGAUUGUGAUGAUUACGAGGACUACUCGGACGGACCGACAUUGUAAUUUUUGUAUGCAGCAGCAUUAUUUUGAUUUCAAAUUUUCAUUCGUUACAUGCAAUGAUAACAAUAUGAAUAAAUUUCAUUUUCGUUUGGCCGCAAAUUCGAUUUGUUCAAACUCAAAAACUAUACAUUAAAUUAUAUCAAAUAUAAUACAUAAUCGUGUAUGUGUAACUACAAAACUGCGGUUAACUUAAUUUAAAAAAACAAAAACAAAAACAAAAAAUAAAAAACAAAAUAAAAAAAUAAAGCAAAAUUGCAAAAAAGAAACUCCAAUGAAAGGAGUAUAAAGAAAGCAUCAUGUUCACUACAUACAAAUACAUACAUAUAAACAUAAAUGCAAAAAUAAAAA
This is a messenger RNA of Zeugodacus cucurbitae (melon fly), 3147 nucleotides long. RefSeq lists its product as uncharacterized. The record is from RefSeq and is a predicted model, not a curated record. The transcript has 6 exons. Bases 286 to 2802 code for a protein of 838 amino acids. Lineage: Eukaryota; Metazoa; Arthropoda; Insecta; Diptera; Tephritidae.